Poecilia reticulata (guppy) is the source of this 1526-nucleotide messenger RNA. RefSeq names its product C-type lectin domain family 4 member E-like. The record is from RefSeq and is a predicted model, not a curated record. Lineage: Eukaryota; Metazoa; Chordata; Actinopteri; Cyprinodontiformes; Poeciliidae.
GAUUUUGACAUCUAGAUAUUCGCAGCUUGGUGUCAGCUGUUUGUUUCUGCAUCCUGAGAAGUUACAUAACCUUCAUUGUGAACUGACCCAUAGACGUUCUGAGUAAAUCGAAAGUUAGGGGAUCAGACCCGAGGCAGCCAUGGAGAUGCAGAAUAUCCCCAAAGAGAACCCAAAAAGCAACGAAGAGGAGGGAGCAGGUGAGCCGAUGCUGAAGGUCAGAACUGAAGAAGAAGCAGAACCAGACCAUUACGAAGAACUGCAGAGUCCAUCGGAGGAUGUCUACGUAGAAGCAGAAGCCUUUCAUCCGACAGUCAAAUCAAGAGCAGGCAAACAGGAUGAAGGAAAACCAGGACUGUACCGGGUGCUGUGUUUAAUCCUCACAAUAAUUUGCUUCCUCCUUCUCAUUGUGGUUUUUGUCCUCGGUGUGAAACUCCGAACUGGAUCCACUGUCUGCCCAGGAAACAGCAGAUCCGGAAACCAACAAGAUCCAACAUGCAGCUUGGAGAACUGUCAGAGCUACUAUCCAAAGAGUCAUUUCAACAAGCUUCCCUGCCGGCAGUGCGCCAGCGGCUGGCUCACCUUUGGCACAUCCUGUUUCUUCCUGUCCACCACCAGACUGACCUGGUCCGAGAGUCAGAAGAACUGCAGCUCCAGUGGAGGAUCUCUGGCUAUUGUUUCCAGCCAGAAUGUCCAGAACUUCCUGACAAGGAAAGGAGAUCUAAAAUAUUGGAUUGGACUGAGACAUGAAGACUCCACAUGGAACUGGGUCAACAGCAGCAGGCUGCAGCAGAGCUACUGGACUGAAGCUGUACACGGUGGAGACUGUGCCUAUCUGAACAGUGACGGCCCGGUUGAGAAGAACUGGGACAGAGCUUCCUGUCAGUCCACCACCUACUUCAUCUGUCAGCUGCAGUUCUGAUGGAAACCGUCUCAUCAGCAAUCGUCUCCAUAGCAACACAAUCAACAGCUUGUUCUCACGCCACACUCCAAUCAUAUCCAAGCUUCUUAGAUAAAAAAAUAUAUUCAAUUUGUGGACUAAAUUAAAUGUACACCAUCAAGUUCUAUUUACUGCUGCAUCGUGUAAAUCAGUGGUUUAGCUUUUAAAAAUCGUAUUUGCUGGGUUUACGUCUAACAAAAAAAAAAACAAUUACAGACUGCUGUGAAGCCUUCAUAGAAUCGUUAAUCUUGAACAUAUCACACUGAGAUUGAAUAAAGCUUGAUCUGCUCAGGAAAGCCCAGGAAAACUUCUUUUCCAACAAAAUGUCAGAUUCCGUUUUAUUUGCACUUUUUGCUUCUGUUAUUUUCCUGCACUGAUUUCUUAUUUCCCUUCAUUCAUAUUUGUUUCUUCUGUUAGUGCAGUUAUUUUCAUCUGAUCAGUUUUGCCAUGUUUUACUCUUAGUUUGCUCUUAGUUUUAUUCUUUGUGACAUUUGGUUAGACUCAUUUCCUGGUCUUUCCAGUCUCAUAUCAACCCGUUAGCUAAUCACAAUUUUCACAUUUUUUUCAUUAAAACAUUUUUCAUCUACAA